CACAUAGGUUCAUUUUUUUUUGUAUAUACUUUUCAAUUUUGGGACUUGUGGAUCAUUAGCAAAGAAGAAAAUGCACUACUAUGUCCUGUUCACCUUCCUGACCCUGGACCUGGCCCCCGUGGCCCUCAGUCUGUCCACCUGCAGUGCCCUCGACAUGGAUCAAUUCAUGCGCAAGAGGAUCGAGGCCAUUAGGGGGCAGAUCCUGAGCAAACUGAAAUUAAACAGCCCCCCUGAGGAUUACCCGGAACCCGGAGAGGUUUCCCAGGAUGUCAUUUCUAUCUACAACAGCACCAGAGACCUUCUUCAGGAGAAGGCCAACGAGAGAGCUACCUCCUGUGAGAGGGAGAGGAGUGAAGAUGAGUAUUAUGCCAAAGAGGUUUACAAAAUUGACAUGCUACCCUAUUACACCUCUGAAAAUGUCAUUCCACCAAGUUAUACCACCCCAUACUUCCGAAUCGUACGAUUUGAUGUCUCUUCAAUGGAGAAAAAUGCUUCCAACCUGGUGAAGGCAGAAUUUAGAGUGUUUCGUUUAAUGAAUACAAAGGCACGGGUAUCAGAACAACGGAUAGAAUUAUAUCAGAUUCUAAAGUCGAAAGAUUUGGCUUCACCAACGCAACGCUAUAUUGAUAGCAAAGUAGUAAAGACAAGAGCAGAGGGAGAAUGGCUAUCCUUCGAUGUCACAGAGGCAGUCAAUGAAUGGCUCCAUCACAAAGACAGAAAUCUUGGAUUUAAGAUAAGUUUGCACUGUCCCUGCUGCACCUUUAUUCCUUCUAAUAACUACAUCAUUCCAAACAAAAGUGAAGAAUUGGAAACCAGGUUUGCAGGUAUUGAUGAUGCCUACAUGUAUGCUGGUGGGGAUUCCAAGAGCAAGACUGGCCGGAAGAAGCACACAGGCAGAACUCCCCACCUCCUGCUCAUGCUUUUGCCUUCAUAUAGGCUUGAGUCUCAGCAAUCCAGCCGAAGGAAGAAAAGAGCUCUCGAUGCCGCCUACUGCUUUAGGAACGUCCAGGACAAUUGCUGUCUACGUCCCUUAUACAUUGACUUUAAAAAGGACCUUGGUUGGAAGUGGAUACAUGAACCCAAAGGUUACAAUGCAAAUUUCUGUGCUGGAGCUUGUCCGUAUCUGUGGAGCUCAGAUACUCAACAUAGCCGGGUGCUAAGCCUGUACAACACCAUUAAUCCGGAAGCAUCUGCCUCCCCGUGUUGCGUGUCUCAAGAUUUAGACUCCUUGACCAUCUUGUACUACAUCGGGAAUAAGCCAAAAAUUGAACAGCUUUCAAAUAUGAUUGUAAAAUCAUGCAAGUGCAGCUAAAAGAACAAAAAGGGCAGGAUUUUUUUAGGGAUAAAAAAAAAAAUGAAAAUAGUUCAAUCAGUGUUACAUUGAAAAAAAUAAAAUAAAAUGCGGUACUUGUAUGUGGAAGAUUUUUAGGAAACAAAAAUUAAACUGGCAACAGAUGCAAACAUUGAAGGUUUUAAACUUGCGUUCCACUGGCUUAAUAAGACAUUUAAUGGAGAUCUUUAAAUAAAAAAUCCCUGUGUUAAAGCAAGACAUUCAGGUGCCAAAAAUGUCUCUCCAGAAUGCCUGCCAGGAUGAGCCCAUCAAUUAUUUUUUUUACGUUGAUUAUGACCUGAUUCCUUUACCGGUACGCUAUAUUAAGCGUUGAAAUAGUACGUAUUAGUCUUAGUUUACCUUUGAUGCCUGUGGCAUAGUCAGUACACAAAUCUCCCAUUUAAAAAAUAGAAACAAAAAGCAACAAAAAGAAUUUCUAAUUUUGGCCCAAAAAAAAAUGUAGAUAUCAACAUAGGAAAUUCUGCCUAAUGCAGACAAAAUUUAGAAAUAGAAUGUCUCGCUGUUUAUAAACCUUUUUUUUUUUUAACAGUUUAGAGACGUUUAUUUAAAAAAUAAUAAACACUGGAAGAAUUUGUUAGUGUUUUUAUGUGAAAGGAAAAGAAAAACAGGAAUAACCCAUUUUGUGGUGUUGCUGUCCCAUGCCUUACUUGAUUUCUCUCUAUUGUUCUGCCUUAAGGCAUCGUACCCAUUCCUUUUAGUUUGUAGUUUUGACAGACAUUAUUUAUUUGUGUGGAAUUAAGAAGCAGCCUGUUUUUUUUUGUUACCAUUGAGUAUGUGGACAAAUGAAGACCAAAAUAAACUGCUCAAACCAUGUAAUGCUCAAGAGCACGUGUUCCAACAGUACACGGAUAUGGCGACCACCUUCAGUCAUGCACCACUUAAAUGGUUCCAAUGGCCCAAGGCACAGUGGACAGUAGCAAAAUAGUGUCUUUUCUGGUACUGAAAAAUAAUCCCAAAGCCUGAAAAUGGAAGGUGCCGUAGAAUACCGGAGAAUGAUAUACUCUGCCGAUGAGUAGAUUUUCAAGUCUUUGUUUAUGGUUCGGACAGAAGGGAAAAGCUCAAUCAUAAUGUCGCAUGGGACUUUGAUCUUGUGGGUCAAUGGGUUUUUUUUUUUAUACCAAAAGACUUUAUUUCAACCUGGAAAGGCUGGAAUUGACAAUUUUUGGAAACUUUAUUAAAUAUCUUAAUAAUUCCAUCUUGCUGUCCACUUAAUCACAGAGGGACUGGAAAUGUAUAUUGAGUGAUAUCUUCCAUGCGAUUAUAUAUGCUGUGUGUUAAAGGGACAAUUUACAAAGCUGAAUAAAACCUGCACAUUUUUUUAUGCAUAUACGCCAAUUUUGCCUUUAGUAAAUGUUGUUCUUAUUGU
Messenger RNA from Xenopus laevis (African clawed frog), 2717 nucleotides. RefSeq names its product transforming growth factor beta 2 L homeolog (gene tgfb2.L). NCBI's taxonomy places the organism in Eukaryota, Metazoa, Chordata, Amphibia, Anura, Pipidae. Gene Ontology annotation, cellular component: extracellular region. Gene Ontology annotation, biological process: animal gross anatomical part developmental process; transforming growth factor beta receptor signaling pathway; tissue development. Gene Ontology annotation, molecular function: cytokine activity; growth factor activity; transforming growth factor beta receptor binding. The record is from RefSeq and is marked provisional.